Molecule: messenger RNA, 237 nt
Organism: Arctia plantaginis
Lineage: Eukaryota; Metazoa; Arthropoda; Insecta; Lepidoptera; Erebidae
Source: the annotation of a GenBank genome assembly
AUGGUACAGAGUCUGUCGGUGGUUCACGAAGGGCGCGCGCGACUGAAGCGCAAGAUGCCAUCGCUGUCCAUCAACAACCCCAUGGAAGUACUACGGCAGCGGCUUUUGCUCGAGGUAGCCCGUAAGCAGAUGCGCGAGGCCAAUCAAAGGCAGGCUGUCGCCAACCGACUGUUCUUGCAAAAUGUUGGAAAACGAGGAUUCUGGGCCAACUCCGCUCCAAACCGCUACGACAACUAG